Messenger RNA from Orycteropus afer afer, 1293 nucleotides. The record is from RefSeq and is a predicted model, not a curated record. Lineage: Eukaryota; Metazoa; Chordata; Mammalia; Tubulidentata; Orycteropodidae.
AUGAGUGAGACAGAAGAAGCCACCUCCACUGAGGUGACCUCCUCAGCUUCCAUCCAAACAUCACCAAAGCACUUGGGGUCCUUGGAUGAUGGAGCCCCUCCCUGGGACGUCCUGGACCAUAACCUCAGCUGGGCUGAGAUCUCCAAAGCUACCAAAGACGCGGGUCUCACGGGAAAGGCAUCCAAGAAGUUCAUCGCCAAGAGAGUGCGAGGCACCGUCAAAUGGUUUAACGUGAAGCAUGGAUAUGGUUUCAUCACCAGGCACGAUGUGCAGGAAGACGUGUUCGUUCACCAGACAGCCAUCACCCGGAACAACCCUCACAAGUACGAACGCAGCGUGGGCGAUGGCGAGACGGUCGAGUUCGACGUGGUGCAGGGCAAGCGGGGCACCCAGGCGGCCAACGUGACCGGCCCUGCGGGAGUCCCGGUGGAGGGCAGCCUAUAUGCCACCAACCGCCCUCGCGGCCGCGGGGGCUUCUACAAACAGCGCCAAGCGCCCCCGCGCGGCCCCAAGGGAGCCGAGGACAAAGAAUCAGUCGAGAGAGAAGACAACAGCCUCCGCUCCCUCCAGAGCUUCUCCAUCAGUCGCGGGGAACCUCUGCUAGGCCUCCCAGGCGGCGAGGACCAGAAGGUGGACAAGGACAACGCUGCAGCCGACAACAAUCCCCGCUUCCGCCAGGGCUGCUCUAUUCGCAGUCCGGCCUCUGCGCGCGGCCCAAGUGGAGCGGAGGAGCAGAAGGUGGCCAAGAAAGUCAAUGAUGGUGGUGAAGACAGAAGCGAGGGCUUCACAGCGACUCAGGGCCAGCUGCCAGACCACGCCAAAGACCAAAGCCUCCAGCGCUUCCCGCCAACCUGUGAGACACCAGGGGUGGCCCGGCAAGAGCUUCCUGUUCCACCCACCAGCGGCCAGCUGGCGUCCAACUUGCCUGAUCCGGUCACAGGGCUCCAAGGCGGGCAAAGGCUGGGACGCGCCCCCAGCUACUUGAAGAGUCGCCCAAGGGGUCGACGCACCACUCUGGGGCCAGGACCUUCACCUGAUGUCACCAAGAAGACUGAGGCGGAGGGCAUGAAGAAAAAAAGUGAAGUAGGUGACCUGCAACAAAGCCACCCUCCACACUACAAAUCCUGCUUCCCCAAAAAUCAAUGCUGCCUCCAGGCAGCGCCAUGUCCCAAGGCCCAAAAUUGCGAAGGAGAAGCGGACAAAAUUGAGAAAGGUUUGGCUGAGAUCCGCGCUCAACCCAACGGAAAUGGCAGCACCAAAAGUGAGAGCUCAGCAGCUGCCUCAGCUGAGUAG